CGCAGUGCCGGGCGGUGUCGCGCGCGGGGCGCUGCGGGAGCGCCGUCGGUAACGGGCCGAGUCUGAGCCGCGUCCGAGCCGCGGGAGGAUGAGCCGGUUCCUGAACGUGCUGCGCAGCUGGCUCGUCAUGGUAUCCGUCAUCGCCGCCGGGAACACCCUGCAGAGCUUCCGCGAUCACGGCUUCCUCUCGGAGAAGCUGUACACCGCCAGCCCCGGCCUCGUGAACGGGCUCCAGGCUCGGACCUUCGGCGUCUGGACUCUGCUGUCGUCUGUGAUCCGCUGCCUUUGCGCCAUUGACAUCCGCAACAGGACCCUUUAUCACAUCACGCUCUUUACCUUCUUUUUGGCCCUUGCUCACUUCCUCUCCGAGGUCUUCAUUUACCACACUGCAGCCUUGACUAUUGGAGUUAUGGCACCCCUCAUGGUAGCAAGUUUCUCUAUUAUGGGGAUGCUGAUUGGGCUGCAGUACCUGGAGGUAGAAGCACUAUCACAAAACAAGAAGAAAAACUGAAGAUGAGGGCUCUGUAUAGGUCAGCGUAAUCCCCGGUCUUCACUGCCAGACUUCCACUGUCCUGAACUUCUCCAGGACACCAGUCCCAGUGGUGGAUCAGUGUUGGACUCUGUCAAUCACUGUUCAUUACCAAGUCUUUUUUUCUUGUCCAGGCAACAUUUCAACUGACUGAUGUCAAAGACCCAGAGGAGUUUGUGUCAAGCUUGUGGGGGGCACUUGAUGACUGACUCCCUGGAGUCAGGGCAAAGUCUCAGGUGUGCCCAGUGCACUAAGGACUUCUCUCCCAGUGUAACUGUAGGGAGAAGGUGCAGGGCUAUCCAGGAUUCGAUGAACACUUUGGAGCAGAAAGAGAGAAUAGGUGCUACCCCUGGCACUGCUGUGUAACUUGCAUGUGUGUGUUCAUCAGGGGCCAUUUCUAAUAAAUGACAGAAAACUGCA
Neopelma chrysocephalum (saffron-crested tyrant-manakin) is the source of this 949-nucleotide messenger RNA. RefSeq names its product ergosterol biosynthesis 28 homolog (gene ERG28). The transcript is spliced from 4 exons. Bases 89 to 511 code for a protein of 140 amino acids. Gene Ontology annotation, cellular component: endoplasmic reticulum; membrane. Gene Ontology annotation, molecular function: protein-macromolecule adaptor activity. The record is from RefSeq and is a predicted model, not a curated record. NCBI's taxonomy places the organism in Eukaryota, Metazoa, Chordata, Aves, Passeriformes, Pipridae.